CUUACUUCCAAAGUUCUUGCUAACCCAAACAUACCUAUUAUUACACGAUCUUCCUAUCCUUUUUCACUGCGAAGCUUCAUUGUUGUUGUGUUGGUUCUUUUUAUAUUUUAAUUUUUGUGCUUUUUUUUUUAUUCUGUUACCCUCAAAACAGACAAUUAAUAUCGAUAUCCCUGGGUUCCUGCGCCAGACAUUCCCAUACCAAACAGUCAAUCCCUUCAGGCUAGCCAAGUCUGCUUCCUUAGCAGACAAAGCCCUGAAGCACGAUGAGUUACGGAUACGGCGGGCAACAAAACCCCUUCGACCAGCGGGAAAAUGAAAUUGGUGGCAAUGGUGGUGGCUACGGCGGCCCCAAUAUGGGACGAGAUGAAUACGGUGCAAACAAUGUCGAGAUGGCCUUGCUCGCCGACCAGGGCCACUCUUUUGGAAGCCCGAAAAACGUCCUCAACGAGGUCUCAGAAAUUAAUCGCGGGAUCGAUAUGAUUGACCAAAACCUCGACCAACUCAGAAUGCUCCAGCAAAGAGCUCUCGAUGAUGCAGAUGCAUCUGCCACGAGCAAUACCAACCGUCAACUUGAUGCGCUUAGCUCCGAGACCAUGGCUCACUAUAGAGCCUUGACCGACCGAGUACGACAACUCAAGAGCAACCCCGAGAGCCAGCAGAAGUAUACCCAACAAGUUCGUCGCGUCGACACUAGAUUGAAGGAUGCUAUCCGAGCCUACCAGGGUGUCGAGUCGGCCUUCCGCAAGAAGACCCAAGAGCAAAUGGCGCGACAAUACCGUAUCGUGCGGCCUGACGCCGACGAGGAAGAAGUGCGAGCUGCUGUUGAGGAUCAGACUGGUGGUCAGGUUUUCCAGCAAGCAUUAAUGCAGAGCAAUCGCCGCGGACAGGCCCAGUCCGUUCUAAGCGCCGUGCAAGAUCGACAUGCCCAACUCAAAAAGAUUGAGCAGCAGAUGAUUGAACUCGCCCAGCUAUUCCAAGACAUGGACACCUUGAUCAUACAACAAGAGGUUCCCAUUGCCAACAUUGAGCAGAAGGCCGAAGAGGUCGUAGAGAAUCUCGACAAGGGUAAUAUGGAAGUUGGUACAGCUGUUAACACUGCCCGAGCUACGCGCAAGAAGAAGUGGAUCUGCCUGGGAAUCGUCGUUCUUAUCAUUGCGAUUAUUGUCAUCGUUGUUGCCGUAUACGUUUCGAUCAAUAACGCCGCCAAGCCUGCCGCCCCGGCGGCGAAGCGAAGCCUCCUGCAGCCAAAUGCUCGGUCUUGGUUCGAAAACGUCGCAGUCCCUCAAAUACUUGCUGCGAGAUCUCACCCGAGGGAUCUGACGCUGGGAUUUUCUAUUACGUCAUAAUUGAAUGCAUCUGAGUGAAAAUGCAAGGCAGACCCGAUUGGAAGAUUAUCUGCCACACAUUCGAACUAGGCACGCAAUUUCUUUGGUGUUCGGUGUUCACUUCAUAUCCUAUUACUCAUGUCGACUAUACAUAUUUAACUCCGAAUCCUAACUAGAAGUGUAAUUUGAAGCCAGAUCAGUAGAUACGUCGGUGUUGAUCUAGAACAUGAAUAGGUAUUAGAUCAAGAGAAGGCGGUUGGAAAGGGGUUGGAUAGGUACGUAACAUUAUAGAUGGGGGAGUGGAUUGAUUCUCCCAUCCACCAAAAUUAGUCUUUUUGUACUUUCAAGUCUUGUUCGUUGGCAGACUUGGAGAUGGGAGUUGAUUGCAUUUUUCCGGCGUCAAGACUUAUGCAUACUUUUUAUUGAUUGGAGGUUUUCAUUUUUCAUGUUGUGUUGAUGCGUACGGAACUAAUGUUUCUUGUGACAUAGCAAUGCACUUGAUCCCAGGUACGUAAUACUGAUUUACAGAAGCUUGUGUCAUGAAAUGUAGCUGAGCUAGACGUGUAAAGUGUGACUCGACACGCAUUAGAUUGUUAUUUGAUGAGUGGUGACAUGUUAGAUUUACACAGGUAUGUAUG
Hypoxylon fragiforme is the source of this 1963-nucleotide messenger RNA. Its product is annotated as t-SNARE. Gene Ontology annotation, cellular component: SNARE complex; plasma membrane; endomembrane system. NCBI's taxonomy places the organism in Eukaryota, Fungi, Ascomycota, Sordariomycetes, Xylariales, Hypoxylaceae. The transcript is spliced from 5 exons. Gene Ontology annotation, biological process: intracellular protein transport; vesicle fusion; exocytosis. Gene Ontology annotation, molecular function: SNARE binding; SNAP receptor activity. Bases 264 to 1346 code for a protein of 360 amino acids. The record is from RefSeq and is a predicted model, not a curated record.